GGCAUGGAUGCAACUUAUACACACACCUUACUUCUCAUCUGGGCGGCAGUUCUGCAGUUAUAGAAAAUCUUGAGACUUACAGGUCAUACAUCCAGUAGUAGUUCAAUACUUUCCACCGCAUACCUAACGUCAUAAGACUACACCAUCUCGAAUCUUCUGGUAUUUCCACGCGCCACUACCACGAGACCGAAGACGACCCCGUCAAAGAGUUCUUCCCCGAGGAAAUUCAACGAGAUAAAGCGAGCUCAUAUAGGUUGUGCUCCAAGAUGGCGGUCACCAGGAAGGAAGAGGAGACGAAUGGGGCCUCCUCUGUGAAGCCCAAGUACGACCCCGAUUUCACGGACAAGGUCAUCGCAGCCACGGGACCCAAUGCUCAUCCUCGACUAAAGCAGAUCAUGCCGAGCUUGCUACGACACCUACAUGAUUUCGCUCGGGAGGUAGACUUGACAUGUGCAGAGUGGAUGGCAGCAGUCGACCUAAUAAAUGAGGCCGGUCGUAUGUCGGAUGACAAACGCAACGAGACAGGUCUCGUGUGUGACAUUCUUGGCCUAGAGUCUCUUGUUGACGAGAUCACAUCUAAACUUCUCCUCAACGCUAAAGGCGGAUCAAUUGCCACACCAUCAGCCAUACUUGGCCCCUUCUAUCGAGAAGGGGCGCCGUUGCUGCCCAACGAGAGCAACAUCUUGCUCGCAGCGCCAGACUCGGAGUGGUAUAAGCAAGCGGAGCCAUUGCGCGCGCACAUUUCGGGACGCGUUGUCUCGGUUUCAACGGGAAAGCCGGUGGCAAACGCCAUGGUAGACCUGUGGCUCGCAGGCCCGAACGGACUAUACGAGCAGCAGGACCCGACGGCACCGGAAAUGAAUUUACGGGGACGCUUCCUCACGGACGAUGAUGGACGGUAUGCGUUGUACGCGUUGCGACCGACGGCAUACCCAGUGCCCCUGGACGGCCCCGCGGGGCAGAUGCUACAGCUGCUAGACCGACAGGCGUACCGGCCGGCGCAUAUCCACUUCGUGGUGACGGCGGAAGGCUAUGGCGCUGUGACGACGCAGGUCUUCGACGACAAGGACGUGCACUUGGAGGAUGACAGCGUGUUCGCGGUCAAGGACGAACUGAUAGUGCAGUUUAAGCCGCGCGAGGGGGAUCCCAAGGCGCACUGGACGCUGACUUAUGAUUUUGCGCUGUGCGAGGUUUAG
This is a messenger RNA of Hypoxylon fragiforme, 1196 nucleotides long. Its product is annotated as aromatic compound dioxygenase. The record is from RefSeq and is a predicted model, not a curated record. Lineage: Eukaryota; Fungi; Ascomycota; Sordariomycetes; Xylariales; Hypoxylaceae. Gene Ontology annotation, biological process: catechol-containing compound metabolic process. Gene Ontology annotation, molecular function: catechol 1,2-dioxygenase activity; ferric iron binding. Bases 267 to 1196 code for a protein of 309 amino acids. The transcript has 2 exons.